GCAACGCGGUGGAAAAAACGGGCCUCUGGGUAUCUCGCUGCCGGUUGGCUGGCGACCCCCCAGCGGAGGGACCGGGCCGAGCCCGCGGACCCCUCCGAGUGUCUCCUGGGGCCCAGCCGUUGGGACCCCAUUUCCCCCGGGUCCGGUAUUUGGGGUGGUCUCUGUCUGCCCCGGUUCAUCUCCACCGUCUCGCCUCCACCCCAUCUUGGGAAGUGAAACUUUUUGAAAGUUUAAAGCGAAUUUACUGUAGGGGCUUGGAAGAAAGAGAGCAUCCAUGUAGGAGGCAAAGACCAAGACAGACAAGGAAAGGCAGAACCAACUUGCUUCCAGAUUGCUUACAGCUGGGGAGACAAUAACACCAUGAAGACGGCAGAUAACCCAUGAUGAAGUGCUAAGUUGUUUGCUAUGGUAGUAGCUGGAAUUCAGAGGGGAGAGACUUAGGGCUACCAGAUCCAAGAUAGGUUCUGUGAACAAGCUCUCACGUGUGAAUAUGUAUCUAGUGCAUCCUUAACCUAAGGACUUCACCAGUUCAAAAUUAGUUUUCACCAUCAACUACCUUAUCCUUUUUGGUCUGGUUUUCUUCCUCAAACAGUGGAAACAUUUUUAAAGUUGCUUUUGUUGCAGAGUUAAACAAAUGGCUGAUAGUGGCUUAGAUAAAAAAUCCACAAAAUGCCCCGACUGUUCAUCUGCUUCUCAGAAAGAUGUACUUUGUAUAUGUUCCAGCAAAACAAGGGUUCCUCCAGUUUUGGUGGUGGAAAUGUCACAGACGUCAAGCAUCGGUAGUGCAGAAUCUUUAAUUUCACUGGAGAGAAAAAAAGAAAAAAAUAUCAACAGAGAUAUAACCUCUGGAAAAGAUUUGCCCUCAAGAACCUCAAAUGUAGAAAGAAAAGCAUCUCAACAACAAUGGGGUCGGGGCAACUUUACAGAAGGAAAAGUUCCUCACAUAAGGAUUGAGAGUGGAGCUGCUAUUGAGGAUAUCUAUACCUUUGGAAGAAUAUUGGGAAAAGGGAGCUUUGGAAUGGUCAUUGAAGCGACAGACAAGGAGACAGAAAUGAAGUGGGCAAUUAAAAAAGUGAACAAAGAAAAGGCUGGAAGCUCUGCUGUGAAGUUACUUGAACGAGAGGUGAACAUUCUGAAAAGUGUAAAACAUGAACACAUCAUACAUCUGGAACAAGUAUUUGAAACGCCAAAGAAAAUGUACCUUGUGAUGGAGCUUUGUGAGGAUGGAGAACUCAAAGAAAUUCUGGAUAGGAAAGGGCAUUUCUCAGAGAAUGAGACAAGGUGGAUCAUUCAAAGUCUCGCAUCAGCUAUAGCAUAUCUUCACAAUAAUGAUAUUGUACAUAGAGAUCUGAAACUGGAAAAUAUAAUGGUUAAAAGCAGCCUUAUUGAUGAUAACAAUGAAAUAAACUUAAACAUAAAGGUGACUGAUUUUGGCUUAGCGGUGAAGAAGCAAAGUAGGAGUGAAGCCAUGCUGCAGGCCACAUGUGGGACUCCUAUCUAUAUGGCUCCUGAAGUUAUCAAUGCCCACGACUAUAGCCAGCAGUGUGACAUUUGGAGCAUAGGCGUCAUAAUGUACAUGUUAUUAUGUGGAGAACCACCCUUUUUGGCAAGCUCAGAAGAGAAGCUUUUUGAGUUAAUAAGAAAAGGAGAACUACAUUUUGAAAAUCCAGUCUGGAAUUCCAUAAGUGACUGUGCUAAAAGUGUUUUGAAACAACUCAUGAAAGUAGACCCUGCUCACAGAAUCACAGCUAAGGAACUGCUAGAUAACCAGUGGUUAACAGGCAAUAAACUUUCUUCGGUGAGACCAGCCAAUGUAUUAGAGAUGAUGAAGGAAUGGAAAAAUAACCCAGAAAGUGAUGAGGAAAACACAACAGAAGAGAAGAAUAAUCCGUCCACUAAAGAAAAGUUGAAAAGUUACCAACCCUGGGGAAACGUCCGUGAUUCCAGUUACACUUCAGAUGAAGAGGAGGAAAAACAGUCUACUGCUUAUGAAAAGCAAUUUCCUGUGACCAGUAAGGACAACUUUGACAUGUGCAAUUCAAGUUUCACAUCUAGCAAACUCCUUCCAGCUGAAAUCAAGGGAGAAAUGGAGAAAACCCCUGUGACUCCAAGCCAAGGAAAAACAACCAAGUACCCUGCUAAAUCCAGGGCCCUGUCCAGAACCAAAAAGAAACUCUAAGGUUCCCUCCAGUGCUGGACUGUACAAAAACAAAGCUGCUCUUGUUAGCACUUUGAUGAGGGGGGUAGGAGGGAAGAGGACAGCCCUAUGCUGAGCUUGUAGCCUUUUAGCUCUGCAGAGCCUCGCCAUGUGUUUGCACCAGCUUAAAAUUGGAGCUACUUAUCUCCAAAGCAGCAUAAGCUGCACGUGGCAUUAAAGGACAGCCACUAGUAGGCUUGGCAGUGGGCUGCAGCAGAAAUCAACUCAAGAUGUACACGAAGGUAUUUUAGGGGGGCAGGUACCCACAAUUCAAGACUGUGGGCACACUUGCUCAUUUUUACUUCAAAUUCUUAUGUUUAGGCACAGCUAUUUAUAGGGGAAAACAAGAGGCCAAAUAUGGUAAUGGAGGUUCCAAAUAAUUAUGUGCACUUUGCACUGGAAGACUUUGUCAGAAAAUUACUAAUAAACUUGCCAUAGGUAUUACAGCAGAAGUGCUUCAGUCAUUCACAUGUGUUCGUGAGAUUUUAGGUUGCUAUAGAUUAAGACAGCUUAUUUUAAACGUAGAAAAAUAGGAGAUUUUGUAACUGCUUGCCAUUAACUUGCUGCUAAAUUCCCAAUGUAUUGAUUAAAUCAAUAAAAAACAGAUGUUACUCAGCACAUUAA
Molecule: messenger RNA, 2821 nt
Organism: Symphalangus syndactylus (siamang)
Lineage: Eukaryota; Metazoa; Chordata; Mammalia; Primates; Hylobatidae
Gene: STK33
Product: serine/threonine kinase 33
Biological process (GO): protein phosphorylation
Molecular function (GO): ATP binding; protein kinase activity
Source: RefSeq, a predicted model, not a curated record